AUGGCUCAGCUUGUUGACAUGACAGUGCAUAACGUGGUGCUGAUUCUCCUGCUGCUAGUAGCUUUUUCAUACCCCAGUACGGUCCAUGGCGAAGCUUCUUCCGUCCUCGGGCGGAAGGCCGGCAUUGUCGACGACGAUCCUGCCGUGGCGGCGAACGUGCCGGCUGGUGGGCUGCGGCGGUGGCCGUAUAGGUACGCCGUCAUCUUCGACGCCGGCAGUACCGGAAGCCGUGUGCACGUCUUCAAGUUCCACAUGUCGAGUCUGAAACUUCUUCCGUUUAGUCACGGGGAGAUCCAAAUCUUCGACAGCGUGAAGCCCGGGCUGAGCUCGUACGCUGGACGACCCCAGGAUGCUGCAAACUCCUUGCUGCCUCUUCUUGAGAAGGCCACUAAGAGCAUUGUCCCUUCCUGGCUUACGAUAAGAACCCCUAUUAAGCUUGGAGCAACCGCUGGACUGAGACUUAUCGGAGAUCAAAGAGCAGAGGAAAUUCUUCAAGCGGUCAGGGAUCUUGUCCGAACAAAGAGCGAAUUUCGGUACAACCCCAAAUGGAUCAAUGUUCUCUCGGGAACUCAAGAAGGAUCUUACCUAUGGGUUGCUCUGAACUAUCUGCUGGACAGACUAGGAGGAGACUACUCCCAGACAGUAGGUGUGAUUGACUUGGGAGGUGGAUCAGUGCAAAUGGCCUACGCCAUCUCUGCAAAUGCCGCUGCAAACGCCCCAUCAGUACCUGCAGGAAAGGCUCCCUACGUUACAAAAGAGUAUCUCAAUCGGAAAGAUUACAAUGUUUAUGUUCACAGUUACCUGCGCUACGGUGCUGUUGCAUCACGCCUAGAGAUUCUGAAGGCGAAGAACGGGCCAUUCAGUUUCUGCAUCCUCCGUGGGUUUAGUGGUAAGUACAGCUACCAUGGUGAGGAAUAUGAUGCAACUGCGGCGCCAGAAGGCGCAGUAUAUGACAGGUGUAGGCAAGAGAUUGCCAAGGCGCUGAAGCUUAACGCACCGUGCAAGACGAAGAACUGCACAUUUGACGGCGUGUGGAACGGGGGAGGCGGAGCAGGGCAGGACACCAUCUACGCCGCGUCGGCCUUCUACUACCUUGCCGCAAAUGUUGGGUUCAUAGAUAGCAAAGCUCCCAGUGCCGAGGUCACUCCUGCCAUGUUCAAAGCUGCUGCAUGCAAGGCUUGCCGGUUGAGCGUCAAGGAAGCAGCAGUUGAAUACCCGAAUGUUCGCAGCGACGAUGUGCCUUACACAUGCAUGGAUCUUACAUACCAGUACACUUUGCUUGUUAAUGGAUUCGGAGUGCAUCCAAUGAAGAGGAUCACAUUGGUGUCCAAGGUGAAGCGUGGCCAGUACUUCAUUGGAGCCACAUGGCCUUUGGGUAGUGCUAUUGAGGCCAUCUCACCCAAAAAGCAUGUCCAAGACCAGUAG
Messenger RNA from Miscanthus lutarioriparius, 1425 nucleotides. The record is from the annotation of a GenBank genome assembly. NCBI's taxonomy places the organism in Eukaryota, Viridiplantae, Streptophyta, Magnoliopsida, Poales, Poaceae.